AUGAAAUGGGCACCGGACACACAUUAUCCUCCUCAGGGUCCAGUUCACUCUUACUAUGACCAACACCUGUAUUCCCCGGCCGGCCAACUCACCGCAGGGCCCGAUCCUCGUCGUCCUUCACAGCUGCUGCAGCAUCAACACCCUCGAACUGGCCAUGGUUACCAAUUGGAUGGGAUGCCAGGCUCUGUGCCUCAGAACCAACCUCAUCCUCCUCAUUCUCGUCCACAAUCUGGGCUAUAUGCUACUGACUAUACAACCGGACAGCAAGCCGGUCCACUCCAAGCUCCAUCUGCCAUUCUUCAACGGAAUAGCGAAAUGCUGGACCACGCGCAAGGCCGCCAUCCAGUGUAUGCGCCGAGACCGCACUCAGUGUCAGAGGAUCAACCGCCCACCUCUAUGCAUGGUCAGCAUAGGCCAUCAAUCGAUAUGUGUGCCGUGUCACCCUUCACAGAGUAUCACUUCAAUCCGCCUGUUACAACCAAUGGUAGACCACCUGAUUCGAAUAGUCCUAUGGUAUCCCCAACUGGACCACGGCCUGAUCCUAUGAGGAUAGCCGACAUUCUUACUACUGGCGAGAGAAGUCGCAGUAGGACGAGCGUGGACGAUCGCUUAUCCGACAACCGCUUCAACCUCCAGAUACGACAGCAACCGAUUGCGGCUCGAUCAUGUGGAUUUGGGGAGAGAGAUCGGAGAGUUAUCGAUCCGCCGCCAAUCGUUCAGCUUCUCAUCAAAGAUGACAGUCUCACGAAAGAAGAGAUAGGAAAACAUUUGCGCUAUCCCCACUACGUGAUGAGUUGCUCUAUUUUCGAUGAAUCUGGGUCUUGUGAUGCGUCAUUCAUGCCUGAAGAGUAUCGGCAACAGCGCCGACUCAUGGGCUUAUUAGUCAGUGCCCCGUUUGUCGGCAAGGAUGAACAUGGCGAGGAGGGUUGCUUCUUCUGCUUUCCAGACUUAUCCUGCAGAACUCCUGGCUCAUUUCGCCUUCAUUUCACCUUAGUCAAAAUUGACCCAAUCCGUGCAAAAGAGGUGAAGCGCUUUCCGACUUUGGUCACCGCCCAGAGCGAAGUUUUCACUGUUUAUACAGCAAAGGACUUUCCUGGGAUGCAGGCCAGCACAAAGUUAACUAAGCGACUUAAAGAGCAAGGCUGUAUUAUUUCUAUCAAGAAGGGAAAUGACCGGUCCAAAAACAUCAGGAGUCACGACGAUUCAAGCGAUGGAGAGCAAGAUGAGGGCGAGGCUACGUUGCAAGGAAAGCGGCGACGCCGUUCGGCACGACAGUGA
Molecule: messenger RNA, 1278 nt
Organism: Fusarium tjaetaba
Lineage: Eukaryota; Fungi; Ascomycota; Sordariomycetes; Hypocreales; Nectriaceae
Product: sexual development regulator velC
Exons: 1
Coding region: 1-1278 (425 amino acids)
Source: RefSeq, a predicted model, not a curated record